Molecule: messenger RNA, 396 nt
Organism: Histoplasma mississippiense
Lineage: Eukaryota; Fungi; Ascomycota; Eurotiomycetes; Onygenales; Ajellomycetaceae
Exons: 4
Coding region: 1-396 (131 amino acids)
Source: RefSeq, a predicted model, not a curated record
AUGGCAGCCGUCCGCCGUCCCCAUCCCCUCGUCGCAUCCCUUCCCAUCCCGGCCGCCACUCGCUCUCCGUCGCAGCCCCUAUCCAAUGCCCCCCUCCCGCCCUUUGCCCCUUUCGGAAGCGGCGAGGGAUUCUUGGGGUCGGGCUGCGGCUGGUUGGCUGGAAACGUAGUUAGGCGCAAAGGUAGAGUUGAGAGUUUAUCGACCCUGUUUGUUCCUUGGUUCAGUCGCUCCCAUUCAAUAGAAUACUCCUCUUCUUUCCCUUGUCUGGACAUUCAAACCGAGCGCAAGAAACCCAUCUUCACAGAUCUUACAGCCGAGUCAAGCGGCUCUCCAAAAACCAAAGACGCCGCUUUGAACAAUAACAUGAGACAAUCAAAAGGAAACCAAACCCACUAA